AUGUUUUUCCUGCAGAUCAGCCUCCGCCGUGCUCCACUACUCUACAGCAGCCUCCGCCGUGCUCCACCACUCUACAGCAGCCUCUGCCGUGCUCCACCACUCUACAGCAGCCUCCGCCGUGCUCCUCCACUCUACAGCAGCCUCCGCCGUGCUCCACCACUCUACAGCAGCCUCCGCCGUGCUCCACCACUCUACAGCAGCCUCCGCCGUGCUCCACCACUCUACAGCAGCCUCUGCCGUGCUCCACCACUCUACAGCAGCCUCCGCCGUGCUCCACCACUCUACAGCAGCCUCCGCCGUGCUCCACCACUCUACAGCAGCCUCCGCCGUGCUCCACCACUCUACAGCAGCCUCCGCCGUGCUCCACUACUCUACAGCAGCCUCCGCCGUGCUCCACUACUCUACAGCAGCCUCCGCCGUGCUCCACUACUCUACAGCAGCCUCCGCCGUGCUCCACUACUCUACAGCAGCCUCCGCCGUGCUCCACUACUCUACAGCAGCCUCCGCCGUGCUCCACCACUCUACAGCAGCCUCCGCCGUGCUCCACCACUCUACAGCAGCCUCCGCCGUGCUCCACCACUCUACAGCAGCCUCCGCCGUGCUCCACCACUCUACAGCAGCCUCCGCCGUGCUCCACCACUCUACAGCAGCCUCCGCCGUGCUCCACCACUCUACAGCAGCCUCCGCCGUGCUCCACCACUCUACAGCAGCCUCCGCCGUGCUCCACUACUCUACAGCAGCCUCCGCCGUGCUCCACUACUCUACAGCAGCCUCCGCCGUGCUCCACUACUCUACAGCAGCCUCCGCCGUGCUCCACCACUCUACAGCAGCCUCCGCCGUGCUCCACCACUCUACAGCAGCCUCCGCCGUGCUCCACCACUCUACAGCAGCCUCCGCCGUGCUCCACCACUCUACAGCAGCCUCCGCCGUGCUCCACCACUCUACAGCAGCCUCCGCCGUGCUCCACCACUCUACAGCAGCCUUCGCCGUGCUCCACCACUCUACAGCAGCCUCCGCCGUGCUCCACCACUCUACAGCAGCCUCCGCCGUGCUCCACCACUCUACAGCAGCCUCCGCCGUGCUCCACCACUCUACAGCAGCCUCCGCCGUGCUCCACCACUCUACAGCAGCCUCCGCCGUGCUCCACCACUCUACAGCAGCCUCCGCCGUGCUCCACCACUCUACAGCAGCCUCCGCCGUGCUCCACCACUCUACAGCAGCCUCCGCCGUGCUCCACCACUCUACAGCAGCCUCCGCCGUGCUCCACCACUCUACAGCAGCCUCCGCCGUGCUCCACUACUCUACAGCAGCCUCCGCCGUGCUCCACCACUCUACAGCAGCCUCCGCCGUGCUCCACCACUCUACAGCAGCCUCCGCCGUGCUCCACCACUCUACAGCAGCCUCCGCCGUGCUCCACCACUCUACAGCAGCCUCCGCCGUGCUCCACCACUCUACAGCAGCCUCCGCCAUGCUCCACCACUCUACAGCAGCCUCCGCCGUGCUCCACUACUCUACUAA
This is a messenger RNA of Hyla sarda, 1518 nucleotides long. RefSeq names its product adhesive plaque matrix protein-like. The transcript has 2 exons. NCBI's taxonomy places the organism in Eukaryota, Metazoa, Chordata, Amphibia, Anura, Hylidae. The record is from RefSeq and is a predicted model, not a curated record. The coding region runs from base 1 to 1518 and encodes 505 amino acids.